AUGUCAUCCUCUCAGCCCGCGACAGCAGAUAGCGGCUACAUCACCGAGCCGGUGCCUUUAGAGAACACCUACACUUCGGAUCCCAGUCUCCAACGGGCGUUGUCCUGGUAUCUGCCAUCUAGUACUUUACAAAGUGUACAAUCGCAUCUCACUCAGCUCGGUGCCGAGGCUAUCUCCGAGCGGGUCCGUGAAUGGAGUGGUGAUGCGGAGCGAAAUGUCCCAUAUGUGAAGAGUCACAACGUGUGGGGGAAAAGAUAUGAUUAUGAUCGCUUGGUCACUACAGACGGGUGGAAACAGCUUGGGAAAUGGGGUGCUCGUAACAGAAUCGUUUCGGCAGGGUAUGACCAGAGCUUAGGCGUUGAUCGAAGGACUGUUCAAUAUGCACUGAACUAUCUGUAUGCUCCCUCUUCUGGACUCUACUCCUGUCCCAUCAGCAUGACGGAUGGAGCUGCUUUUAUCUUGUCGUCAAGAGUCAACAAGCUGCCCUCGACACAUCCCUUCCAGGCUGCGUUUCAAGGUCUGAUUUCUGAAAAGGAUGACCACUGGACCUCAGGCCAAUGGAUGACUGAAAGAGCCGGCGGAAGUGAUGUUCAAAACACCGAAACUUGGGCGACUUAUUCACCACUGGCCAAGUCAGGCUCCGAUCCCCUAGGUGAUGGUGACUACCUGGUCAGCGGCUUCAAGUUCUUCUCCUCGGCAACCGAUGCCAAUCUCGCUCUAUUGCUUGCGAAAACUCCAUCUGGAAAGCUAAGCACGUUCCUCGCACCACUGCGACGCACUGUGGUGGGAUCUGAUGGUGUCUCAAGGGUGGUGUCUAAUGGCGUCAGAAUCCACCGCUUGAAGAACAAGCUCGGCACCAAAGAAUUGCCUACAGCGGAACUCGAGCUGAAGGAUAUGCGAGCGCAUCUCGUCGGUGAGCUGGACCAGGGCGUUGUCACCAUUGCACCUCUGCUCAACGUUACGCGCGUUCAUACCUUCAUUGGCUCGCUGUCUGGUUGGCGCCGAGCUAUCAGUAUCACGAAGAGUUUCGCGAAGGCGAGAACUACUGUUGGCGAGCCCCUGUGGCUGAUUCCAAUGCACUUGCGGCUUUUGGCAGACCUGGAGGUAAAGCAUCGGGGCGCAAUGAAUCUUGCCUGGUUUACUGUUGCUUUGUUUGGAGUGGUCGAAGACAAAUCCUCGGCAUCCACUAAGCUUGCACAUAUACCUCAACCUGGAAAGGAGGCCGAUGUGGUUUUCCGUACGAUGACUGCCACCGCGAAGGCAGUCAUUAGUAAGAUGGCUACUGUGGGAAUCCAAGAGUGCCAGGAAUCUAUGGGCGGAGUCGGUUAUAUGGAUGAGGCUGACGAGCCCGAAUUCAAUAUCUCUCGAAUCUUGCGCAAUACUGCCGUCAACUCCAUCUGGGAGGGCACUACCAAUGUACUUGCUAGCGAGUUCGUUCGGUUCCUUAUCAAGAAAGACAACCUUCAAGUUUUCUCGGCAUGGUUUGAGAGGACUUUGGCCCAAAUCCAGACUACGAGCAUUCGUGAUGCUAUAAGCGCUUCUUGGUCUACCCUCCGGGCUCGUUUCACGAUUCAGGAUCCUGCUUCAACUGUAGCCGAUGGCCGCCGCUUUAUAUUCACUCUUGCUUGGAUUUUGUCGGGAGCCCUUAUGGCCCUUGAUGCUGAGCGUGAUAACGACCCUAUAACGACAGAGAUCGCACGUCGGUGGGUUUUGAGUGGCGAGGGUGGUGUGGGAGACCAAGUUUUCCACGAUAUUGUGACGGUCAGGGACACUAUUGGCGCUGUCUCUGGGGGAGAGGAACACCUCCAAUGGGAUUGCCGUAUUGCCUGGGGCGUUGACCUGCCAGCGAACCGCGCAUCUGGUCAUAGAUCGUUGCAAAAGGCAAGCUCUAAGCUUUGA
This is a messenger RNA of Penicillium soppii, 1899 nucleotides long. Its product is annotated as putative acyl-CoA dehydrogenase. The transcript has 4 exons. Gene Ontology annotation, molecular function: oxidoreductase activity, acting on the CH-CH group of donors. Lineage: Eukaryota; Fungi; Ascomycota; Eurotiomycetes; Eurotiales; Aspergillaceae. The record is from RefSeq and is a predicted model, not a curated record. Bases 1 to 1899 code for a protein of 632 amino acids.